Molecule: messenger RNA, 2268 nt
Organism: Diorhabda carinulata
Lineage: Eukaryota; Metazoa; Arthropoda; Insecta; Coleoptera; Chrysomelidae
Product: cyclin-I-like
Exons: 5
Coding region: 270-1250 (326 amino acids)
Source: RefSeq, a predicted model, not a curated record
GCGUUUUGCGUAUCUAUGUUCUGUAAACAAGUUUUAUAUUUGACAUUGUCAAAGUUUUUCUUUUACGUUAGAAGCUUCAAGGGAGAGUCGUUUCAAUUUUUGGUUUGAUUUUACAUACAUUAUUUGCCUAAUCAAACUAAAAUAGUUAUCUAUUACAAAGCAUCCGGGUUUUAGGCCUUCUCCUACUUUUGCUGCAGCCGAUUUUUUUAUUAGAAGAAACGGUGGUAUGGUAAAGUGUAUAUACUGAUACAAGAAGUAUAAUUACAUCUAUGGACCGUGGUAGCAAAAGAAGGGGUCGGCCUUUACCGGGUGCUCAUGAUGAUACUAACAUCAAACCAAUUUUAUUCAACCUUGAAGAAGCUCUUGCUGUAGAAUCUCUCUACAGACCCAACCUAUUAGUUAUUCAAAAUGAUAUAAGGCCAGGAGAAGUUACACUUAAAGCUAGAGAUAAUGCUGUACGGCUUUUGAGAUUUAUGAAAGUUUGGUUUGAUGUUCCAGAAAGAGCAUUUUUCAUUUCAGUUACUUAUUUGGAUCUCUUCCUCCAACGUACGAAGGUUCAAGAGAAAUACCUAAAAUGUGUCGCUUUUGCAUGUUUCUACUUAGUAACAGUGACAGAAAGAUUGAGUCUAUCAAUCUUAGAUAUAAUGUCCAUUGCCCAGAACAACUUUGGUAAAGAUGAUCUGAACCGAAUGGCAGGAAUCAUUCAAACCAAGCUUGGUUUGCAAGGCUCCUCCACUGAAAUUACAACUUGUGCAGAUAUUCUCAAAAUCUAUUUGCAAUACUUCAGAUGUACCACUCCAACUUUUACGGAAAAACUUAAUGAAGAUCAUCUGAUGAAAAAAUUGGAAGUUUUAAUGACAGACAGCAACUGUGCAUUUUUCCGACCAUCAGCUUUGGUAUUUACUCUAUUGAGAUUAGAGGUAGACAAAAAUUUCUCACAUACCAUCAACAAUAGAAGUACCUCUCAUUUAGAAGAUAUACUUUCUUUUGUUUCGGCUCUUAAAGAAUUGCAAAAAAAGUCCAAAUUAAGGACUCCAGAAUUAGUGAAAUGUUCCCAGCUGGCAUCGAAAGUCCUCAAACAGUAUGGAAAACCUCACCCUAAUACAGCUCAUAUCAGGUGGACAUGUAUCCCAGACCAGUACAGAAUGGGGCCCUUUUCCUCAAACUUGGGAAGUAUCGAAGAAAAAACCACUGAACCAGUGAAAGAAAGAAAUGUGUACCUAUGUCAGACCAACAUGUAUCAUACCUAAAAUUUUGCCAAAUAAAUUUGAAACACUAAGCAUAUUCUCUUUAAAUGUAAAUGGGGUUUAGUUCGUACUGUUUGUGGCUUGUAUGUUAUUGCAAAGUAAUUUAAUUGAAAAUCACACUUUAUUGAGAAACAUCCUUUGCAUAAACGUACAGCUAGAAUUAUUUUUAAGGGGCAAUUAUCUGAAACCCUACCUUUCAGUCUUUCAAUAUCACUUUUUUUUUAUUAAAAGUUAAUAUUCAAUUGAACUUUUUGAGAAAGGUGGGGAAUUUUGAUAAAAACUGCAAGUAUGAUAUCCAUUUUUGAAGUCACAUUUAUCUAGAGAUUCCUUAUAAUGCAUUUAAUUUUGACAUAUUUUUAAAAUUUCAAUAAUAAGUCUAAUUUAGACUUAUAAGAAGGGUGCUUUUUUAUUGUAAAUUGUUAUCAUCUUGCAGUUUUACUUCGGUCUUAGUCUCUUAGCUUACUGUAACUAGAAAUAGUUGAAAAAAAAAAUAAAUGUGGUGUGAUUGUUGUAAAUUUUAUAUGUUUUUAUGUAAAGAGUUGAUAUAUUUUUUAGAUAAAUUUAAAUAUAUUAGGUAGGUCGCAAUAGGCUAUAUUUUUGUUCAGGUACAUAUCACUUGCAAAAAAUUUACCUUUUCUAAUUGUCCAAAAUGUGAAAAUUUACUGAAAUGUUUAAUAAUUGAUUGCUGCUGAAGUGUACUAAUACAAUUAUGUAAUUAAAUAAAAAAGAUUGAAAAAAUAUAGUCCAUUGCUAAAACAAAGAAAAAACUAUUAAAAAUUGAACACGCAUCACAAAAAAAACUAAAACGAGAAAAACUUUAAAAAAACAUAUAUAAAAUGCAAAAGAUGCAAAAAAAAAUAAAAAAUAUUUUAAAUUAUAAAAAAAUUAACCUUUGCAUAUUUUUCAUUUUACACGUUUAGAUAAUAACGAAUAUGCUUACAUGUUUCAUUUAAUUACUAGUCCACUUUGAUUUGUUACCAUUCAAUGGCAUUUGAAUAACUACAUUAAAUUUUCUGUAACA